CACAGUGAUCCUGCGAGCUUCUAAAGAGAGAGAGAGAGAGACGGCCAAAGAUCCAGGCAGGAGUGCUUGCUUCCAAUGGCACGGGCACCCCUCGUUGCUUGCAUGCUGUGUAUCGGGUUCUCUGUGGUCUCCUAUGUCUCUGCUGGUGGCAGUGAAGUGAAUUUGUUAGACACAGCGACCAUUCCUGGGGACUGGGGCUGGCUGACCUACCCCCCUCAUGGGUGGGACUCCAUCAAUGAAAUGGAUGAGUUUUUUAGCCCUAUCCAUACCUACCAAGUCUGCAACGUCAUGUCUCCAAAUCAGAACAACUGGCUGCGGACAAACUGGGUACAAAGAGAUGGUGCCCGUCGGGUGUAUGCAGAGAUAAAGUUCACCCUGAGAGACUGUAACAGUAUGCCAGGGGUGCUGGGGACUUGUAAAGAGACUUUCAACUUGUACUAUAUGGAAAGUGACCGGGACAUGGGCACCAGCACUCGAGAGAGUCAGUUCAUGAAAAUUGACACAAUAGCCGCAGAUGAGAGUUUCACAAGUGUUGACCUUGGAGUACGGAGACUCAAGCUUAAUACUGAAGUCCGUGGCGUUGGACCCCUGAGCAGACGUGGAUUUUAUUUGGCCUUUCAGGAUAUUGGGGCUUGCAUCGCCAUAGUAUCUGUGCGAGUGUAUUAUAAGAAGUGUCCUUCGAUGGUGCGGAACUUGGCUGCCUUUUCAGAAGCAGUUACUGGGGCCGAUUCAUCUUCCUUGGUGGAAGUACGGGGAGAGUGUGUGGGGCACUCAGAAGAAAGGGAUACCCCAAAAAUGUACUGCAGUGCAGAGGGAGAAUGGCUGGUUCCCAUCGGAAAGUGUGUGUGCAGCGCCGGCUUCGAUGAACGCAGUGAUUCUUGUGUAGCCUGUGAUCUUGGAUACUAUAAGUCUUCGCCAGGAGACCAGCUGUGCUCAAAGUGCCCACCAUUCAGUUAUUCAGACACCUUGGCUUCUCAGAUCUGUGAAUGUGACACCAACUAUUACCGUUCUGCCAAUGAUCCAGCGUCUGUGGCCUGCACACGUCCACCUUCCGCUCCAGUCAAUUUAAUCACCAGUGUUAAUGGCACCACCGUUACCUUGGAAUGGAACCCACCAAGGGACACAGGUGGGCGCAGAGAUGUCACAUACAAUGUCAUUUGCCGGCGCUGUGCUUGGGAUGCGGGUCAAUGUGAGCCCUGUGGGGGAGGUGUGCGUUACACCCCCCAGCAGGUGAGCCUCGCAAAGACCUCACUAACAGUGGCAAAUCUCCAGGCCCACAUGAACUAUACCUUCUGGGUGGAGGCUGUCAACGGGGUGUCCGACUUUAGCUUGGAGCAACGGAUGUUCUCCACAGUGAACAUAACCACGAACCAGGCAGCUCCUUCUCAGGUUGUGGUGAUUCGUAAAGAGAAGACAGAACAGAACAGCGUCACCUUAAUAUGGCAAGAACCGGACCAGCCCAACGGGAUCAUCCUCGAGUACGAGAUCAAAUACUUUGAAAAGGACAAGGAAAUGCAAAGUUACUCUACACUGAAGGCUAAGGAAACCAGAGCUGUAGUGAAUGGACUCAGGCCUUCCACCCGCUAUGUCUUCCAGGUCAGGGCCCGCACCUCUGCUGGCUGCGGCAAGUUUAGCCAAACCAUAGAAGUGGAGACUAGUAAAGCAAUAGCCCUACGAUACGACACCAUGACAAUCGUCUGGAUCUGCCUUACGCUGAUCACCGGACUGGUCGUUCUCCUCACUGUGCUGAUCUGCAAAAAAAGACACUGUGGAUACAGCAAGGCUUUCCAGGACUCCGAUGAGGAGAAAAUGCAUUAUCAGAACGGGCAAAUCACUUUGGCAGAGUCCAAGCUCUAUGUUGACCCUCACACCUACGAGGAUCCCUGCCAGGCUGUCCAUGAGUUUGCUCGGGAGAUCGAGGCUUCCAGGAUCAAGAUUGAAAAGAUCAUUGGAUCAGGGGAGUUUGGAGAAGUUUGCUAUGGACGAUUGAAGCUACCGGGGAAACGUGAGAUCCCAGUCGCCAUCAAGACCUUAAAAGUUGGCUACAACGAGAAGCAGAGACGAGACUUCCUCAGUGAGGCCAGCAUCAUGGCCCAGUUUGACCACCCGAAUGUCAUUCACUUGGAGGGCGUGGUGACUAGGGGUAAAUUAACAAUGAUUGUGACGGAAUAUAUGGAGAACGGGUCCCUGGACGCCUUCCUCAGGAGCCGUGAUGGCCACUUCACUAUAAUCCAGCUGGUCGGGAUAUUGAGGGGAAUUUCUUCCGGAAUGAAAUAUCUUUCUGACUUGGGCUAUGUCCAUCGGGACUUGGCUGCUCGGAACAUCCUGGUAAACAGCAACUUGGUGUGUAAAGUGUCCGACUUUGGAUUGUCCCGGAUAUUGGAGGACGACCCCGAUGCAGCGUACACAACGACAGGAGGAAAAAUCCCCAUCCGCUGGACGGCACCAGAAGCCAUCACCUACCGUAAAUUCUCCUCUGCUAGUGAUGUGUGGAGUUACGGCAUUGUAAUGUGGGAGGUCUUGGCUUACGGAGAGAGGCCCUACUGGAACAUGACCAAUCGAGAUGUGAUAAAUUCAGUUGAGGAAGGGUAUCGGUUACCUGCACCUAUGGGCUGCCCGACAGCAUUACACCAACUCAUGCUGGACUGCUGGCAGAGGGAUCGCAACGAGCGGCCACGGUUUUCCCUUAUUGUCAGUAUUCUGGACAAACUUAUCCGUAACCCCGAGCACCUGAAGCUGAGCGCCACUGUCAACAGGAUCCCCCAGCCACGACUGGACCGGGGACUGUUUGAUUUUGCCAGCUGUGCCACUGUGGAUGACUGGUUGGACUCCAUCAAGUUGGGUCAGUACAAAGAUAACUUCCUGAUGGGUGGAUACCGCUCGCUUGGGAUGGUUAUGAGGAUGAAUAUAGAAGACAUUAGGAGGCUGGGUAUUUCUUUAAUAGGACAUCAGAAGAAGAUUUUAACCAGCAUCCAGAUCAUGAGGGCCCAUCUCAUCAACACAUUAGGACCCAGAAUGCAUUUGUGAUAAAGCCCACCAGAGGAAAGGACUGAUGAAAAUUCCACAAAUGGGGCUGAACAUGGAGACCAGACCCUCUGCUUGAGACUGGGUCCCUCCGCAGAGGUCCAGACAUGAACCAGAACAAGCGCACUCUUCCUAAGGACUCAUUCCAGGCAUCUUGUUUUGGGUUCCCCGUGUGCUGUGUUUACAUAGAUAUCUCUUAGUGCUGCAGUCUUCUUAUAGCAAUAGUACAGUGUAAUAUAUACAGGGUGCUUUAUGAAUACAGGGUGGACCUGUGCCUCGUACCUCAGCUGUGUGCGUGGGCCUCAUGGCUGCCAUGGACAGUUCAGAAGUCCACAUCACCCGCGCUUCACAAUGAUGUCACAUUCUGGUUGUUACUCCAAACCUCCGCUCUGUAUACAACUCCACACACCAAAAUGUUACGUCAGAUGGAAAUGGGGUAGAAGAUCUGCAGUUUGAAUGUCUGUGAGGAAAUGGGGAGAUCUGUGACCAAAGGGUCUGUGACAAGAUCUACGUGUUGUAUAGGUUGGGGUCUUCACGUUGUGUAUAUAGGAGCUACAGGUUAGCCUCUACACAUAGGGACCCGCACUCUUGGAAAUGUGGUGUAAGGACGCUCGCUCUUAGAGAAGCCUCUACAUGUAAGGACGCUCGCUCUUAGACAAGACUCUACAUGUAAGGAUGCUCGCUCUUAGAGAAGACUACAUGUAAGGACGCUCGCUCUUAGAGAAGACUACAUGUAAGGACGCUCGCUCUUAGAGAAGCCUCUACAUGUAAGGAUGCUCGCUUUUAGACAAGACUCUACAUGUAAGGACGCUCGCUCUUAGAGAAGCCUCUACAUGUAAGGACGCUCGCUCUUAGAGAAGCCUCUACAUGUAAGGAUGCUCGCUCUUAGAGAAGACUAC
Molecule: messenger RNA, 3923 nt
Organism: Hyla sarda
Lineage: Eukaryota; Metazoa; Chordata; Amphibia; Anura; Hylidae
Gene: EPHA8
Product: EPH receptor A8
Exons: 17
Coding region: 76-3027 (983 amino acids)
Biological process (GO): cell surface receptor protein tyrosine kinase signaling pathway; protein phosphorylation; axon guidance
Cellular component (GO): plasma membrane; neuron projection
Molecular function (GO): protein binding; transmembrane-ephrin receptor activity; ATP binding
Source: RefSeq, a predicted model, not a curated record